UCAGUAAAUUCGGCCAACUACGCGUAUUUCUUUGAUUAGUAUUAUUUAAUAUCGCUACUAUUUUAUAUAAGUAAAUAAUUAAAUAUAUAAUAUUUUUUAAAACAUUAUUUAUUUAAUGGAUACCUUGUAACACGUCCUACACAGCAUUGUUAUUAUCAUAAAAGUUGACGAAUGAGAUGCUACCGUAUCUCCUGUUAUUUAUUAGAUACGUUUAACUGACAUAUUAAUAUUUACAUUGAAAUGGAAAACUAUACGUAUUUCUUCGUCCUCCUGUACCGUACUCAGUUAUCUGCGUCCUGUAAGUUGAAACGGACACAAUGUCAGAAAUUAAAGUAACGAAAGAAAACGUGUGGCAAUAUUGCGAGAAAGUGUCGGAUUAUCAAGCAAAAUGCAGGAUUUGCAGACAAAAAUAUAUUUACGUCGAUCCAAAAUUUCGUGAACAUACAAAAGAUAGACAUCCUGAAAUAUUCAAAUACGAAGAAACAUGUAAAGGACGACAAGAAUGGCCAUGGAUAUGCUUCAAGUACAACGAUACUUCGACCUCACAAUGUCUUCUCUGUCGUCAAAAUUUUCAACCUGAUUUUCAAUCUUUAGCAUCUCAUCUACACCAGAAGCAUUUUAACGAAGUGAAGAAUUACGUACUUCACGCUUGGAUAUGGAAAUAUUUUAAGAAAAGUAGUGAUUUCCAAUUGAAAUGUAACGAGUGUUCCGGCAAAUAUAGUAUGAUUCUCAAAAAGAAUUUAAGUAAUCAUAUAGUAAUUAAUCAUUCGGAAGAAUUAAGAUAUGCGCAAGAAACACGCGACGUAGUUCAUUCCUCAAUAUCCGUUUGCAAUUCAAAGGUUAUUGAAGUUAAAGAAAACAUGUGGGAAUAUUAUUCAAAAUUGCCGAAUUUUCGAGCAAGAUGCAAAUCGCAAAAUUGCACCUUUGAAUGUCAUUAUAUUUCUCAUGUACUCCUUCUUGUGCACAUAGACGAAAAGCAUAAAGCAAUCUUGGAAUGGGAAAACGAACACAUAGAUCAAAAACCAUGGAUGUAUUUUAAGUAUUCGUUUGAAUAUAUUUCCGAUAAAAAGAUACUAUACUCAGAAUGUCUCAUAUGUGAUGAAUUCUUUCUGGUUGAUCGUGAAUCUACAACGACACAUAUGUUACAGAAGCAUUCUGAAGAAGAACUACGUAAUUUUAUAGAUAAUCCUUGGAUGAUGAAAUAUUUUAUACAAAGUGAUGACACUACAGAGUUCAAGUGUACUAUUUGUUGCAAAAACAUAACCAUUAAUAUUAAUUCUGUAUUGUCUGAUCAUAUAAUUGAAAAUCAUCUGGAAAAAUUGCACUUGAAUAUCUCAACAAAAAAUAAGGAAAAACUGGACCAAAAUUAUACGUUGCAGGAUUUUCAAGCAAAGUGCCGAUUUUGCAACUUUCAAUCUUGUUACGUCAAUACAACAAACUUUACUGAACACGUAAAAAAAGAGCAUGAAGAAACAUACAAUCAUGAAGCAGCACACGAACACACAUAUCCAUGGAUGUACUUCACGUAUUUUACUUCAUAUUACUUACAAUGUCGUUGCUGUGAUAAAGUUGUUGAGUGUAUUUAUGAUUUUUUAACAACGCACUUGGACGAUCAUUCUUUUGAGUCUUUUCUUAACACAUCAUUUCGCAAGAGUGGCUGGGAAAGGAAAUACUAUACACAAAGUAGUGAUUUUGAGGUGCAAUGUAAUAUUUGUCGCAGCAAAAUAUCUCUUAACAUUCCGUUAUGGUAUUUCGAUCGUCACAUUGCAACUACACAUCCGAACAGGCUGACAAGUACACAGAGAACGCAUGACAUAGCUGGACCUUCAGGAAGCCAGCCAAACUGAAGAAAACAAGUUUAUCCAGAGUUUAACAAUGGGAGUGAUAGUAACAGCGUUCAAGUAGGACUACAAUCGACGAAAGCAAUCCUGAUUUAAGAAAUCUAAAGUACACGAAAAAAAUGACUUAAUUCUGAAAAUAGAUGAUUAAAAAAACACAUGGUUUAAAA
Molecule: messenger RNA, 2008 nt
Organism: Linepithema humile (Argentine ant)
Lineage: Eukaryota; Metazoa; Arthropoda; Insecta; Hymenoptera; Formicidae
Source: RefSeq, a predicted model, not a curated record